Messenger RNA from Lethenteron reissneri (Far Eastern brook lamprey), 3678 nucleotides. Its product is annotated as axin-1-like. Gene Ontology annotation, cellular component: nucleus; beta-catenin destruction complex; plasma membrane. Gene Ontology annotation, biological process: positive regulation of proteasomal ubiquitin-dependent protein catabolic process; positive regulation of protein kinase activity; negative regulation of canonical Wnt signaling pathway. Lineage: Eukaryota; Metazoa; Chordata; Hyperoartia; Petromyzontiformes; Petromyzontidae. Gene Ontology annotation, molecular function: molecular adaptor activity; protein kinase binding; beta-catenin binding. The record is from RefSeq and is a predicted model, not a curated record.
CCCCAAUAGCCCGACACGGCAGCAGCAGCAGGAGACGCAGCGGCUGCUUGCGCGACCGUCUUCCCACCACUUCCUCGCCAUGUCCAUGCGGCGCUCACAUCGGCUGAAGGCGGUGCCGCCGCCGCCACCGACGGCCAGCCCAUAACGUCGCGAUGGACAAGAAAGGCCACGCGUUGGCCGUCACGGCCUUCGCACUGGACGCCGAGGGGAACCUGAUGGAGGACGCCCCCAGGCCGCCGGUGCCCGGCAAGGAAGACCGCCCCCGCGCCGGCUGCCGCAUCGCCGCCUCCAAACCCUCGGCGGGCAGCGGAGCGUCCGCGGCCGCCGUCGAGCGCGCCGCCGCCGCGGGUGCCAAGUGGUGCACGCCCCGGCGGCACGACUACGACCUGGGCUUCGAGCCCGAGGGCAGCGCCAGCGCCGCGGCGCCGUACGCCCGCUGCGGCGAGACGCUGCCGGCACUGCUGGGCGACCCGGACGGGGCGCACCUCCUGCGCGCGUUUCUGCGCGAGCGCGGCCUCGUCGACCUUGUCGACUUCUGGUUCGCGUGCAAGGGCCUGCGCAAGCAGCCGCGCGCCCGCACCGCCCGCGCCGCCCGCGCCAUUUACAAGCGCUACGUGGCGGACGUGGGCGGCGUGGUGGCGUCCCGCCUCAAGCCGUCGACGCGCUCCGCUGUGCGGGAGGCCGUGCUGGCGCAAGCGGCGGGUGGCGCCGGCGGUGGCGAUUGCGGAGCAGGCGGGGGGGAGGGAGCGUUUGACCGGGCGCAGGGCGAGGUGCAGCGCUGCCUGGAGGAAGCGGCGUACCCGGCGUUCCUGCGCUCGGACGCGUACCUGCGCCACGCGCUUGCGGAGAGCGCCGGCGGCAAGGAUCACGGGAAGGUGGUGGUGCUGGUCCGGCCGCCAGACGAUGCUGCGCAGGAGGAGCAGCAGCAGCAGCAGCAGGAGGAGGAGGAGGCAGCGCCGGUUGGGACAGAGUGGACGGAACGUGGUUUUGGUGGGCUGGUGCAGUCGGAGCCACUGUCCGUGGCGACGUCGUGCCGGUACGACCCGGCAAACAGCGUCAACGACAGCGAGUGCGCCGCGUCGAGCGGCGGCACCGCCACGGAUGACGGCGCCUCCGUGGCCGAUAGCGCCAGCGUCCGGUACGGAGCGCCGGACUUUAGCCACAGGGCACCGCCACACGCUGAGAGGACGCGACCGGCUUCUGGCGGUGCAGGGGAGCCGCUCCACCCACCGUGGGCGGUGCGAGUGCCGCGGGUGGCCAGACACUCGGAGCCGGCAGUGUUUGCGGCAGAGCUGAUCCGGCGCCUGAACUCGGUGCAGAUGGAGCGGCACUGUCAGCACCAGCCGCUGCUGUACAGCCAGAAACAGCAGCAGCAUCAGGAGGAGGAGGAGGAGCGGCAAGAGGAGGAGGAGAAGGAGGAGACGGUGACGAUGGCGACACUGGGACUGUCGGGCGCGUCCGUGCUGCCGGCGCUGCACCCGUUUGCGCUGCUGCUGCGUGCCGGCGCCGAUGCCGACGACGACCCCGAGCGAAUCCUGGACCAGCACGUGUCGCGAGUCCUGCGCACCCCCGUGGUGUGCCGCUCGCCCACCAGCCGCCCCCACCAGCACGGCCACCAGCACGGCCACCAGCACCACCACCAGCACCACCACCACGCGGCCCAAGCCGCGGCGGUGAGCGGGCGGGCGCUACCAGUGGACAGGAGCCAGCACGGGGCGACGGCCGUUCCCUUCAGGAAGGCCAUCCCGGCGGAGGAGGUGGACAGGGCGAGGCAGAUCUGGCAGUGGCUGGUGGAGGGAGAGAGGGAUGGGCUCGGGCACGUGCACAGCGAGCUGGUGGUGGAACGUCCCUGGGGCCCUCCUCCCAGGCGCCGGGUGGUGCAGCCCAACCACCCGUUCCUGCAGGACCCGUCCAUGCCACCCCCGCCGCCCCCCAACACCACCGUGCAGCUGGAGGAGGCCAAGCGGCGCCUGGAGGAGGAGCAGCUGGUGCCCUUGAGCCGGAGCGCCCAGCCCGGCAAGCACAAGUACGUCCAGGAGGUGAUUGAGAGGGGCCGCUGUCUUGCCAGGGGCGUUGCCGCGCCCAUCACGAGCGCCGUUUCCACCGUCCCGGACGCACACCCUGCGGAGUACGGUCGGCGAACGGGACGGCGCCUGGGAGCUCGUGGCCCCGCCGGGGGGGAGGAGGAGGAGGAGGGGGAGGGGGGGCCAGCGGGGGGCGGUGGGGGCGGCGGGGGCGGCGUGGUGGUGGCGUACUACUUCUGCGGGGAGCCCAUCCCGUACCGUUCCAGGGUGAGGGGGGGUUCCCUCACCCUCGCCCACUUCAAGGAGCUGCUCACCAAGAAGGGCAACUACAGGUUCUACUUCAAGAAGGCGAGCGAGGAGUUUGAGUGCGGGGUCGUGUUCGAGGAGGUUCGCGACGACAAGGCCCCGCUGCCCCUCUACCAGGGCAAGGUCGUGGGCAAGGUGGAGAAGGUGGAGGGAGGAAGUCCCCCCCUCAGGUCCUGAGGUCGCCCACCCCGAGGUCACCCACCCCAUUGUCACCCACCCUCACGGUCUCCUGCAGAGGAGCCCUUCGCCCGCUGGCGUGGAGCGUGGUGGAGGGGCGGACGGUCGUCGUGCCGGGGAUGCGCGAGGGUCGAGCGGGCCUCGGAGUCGACCUCCAAUGAGCCGCGGCUGGCCACGUACGGUGCGAACGAAGUCCGACGUAUGGACGUGCGUACGCUGGAACGCUCGGCUGGAGACGGAAGAGGAAGCUCGCUCGAGCGACGGCGUGUCACGGACGCGCCGCGCGUGCGCUGGGGAGAGUUCUGCUUUGGUGAAGGAUGCCGUGGCGUGCCGUACAAUGCCACUUGGUGUGUGUGUGUAUGGUGUGUGGGGGCGCCGGGGCAUGGUGCUGGUCACCCACCCCCUCGUGUGCCGUGCUGGCCUUCGUAGGUGCUGCUGCUACUCGCUAACGGCGCUUGCCCCGACGGUCUGUUGAGGCUAUACGGGGGGAUCUUUGUCUUUGUUGUGUGGGGUGGGGGGGGUGUGUGGAUAGGGUCACAGAGAACUAUGGGUAGAAGAUGCACGCAGCUUUGGGAUCGUGGUGCGAUGCGGUGUGGUGCUGUAUACAAGGUAACGGUGAUGUGGCACGGUGUGAUGCGGUGUGGUGGUGUAAGAUACACUGGAGUAUGACGGGUGUUCACAUUGUUUUGAGGCAGCGAUACGGUCGAGCAAAUUUGGCCGGACUUAAAUUUGUUAACGUUUAGUUUAAAAUACCUUUGAUUUUUCUCGUUUGUCAACAUUUACAUCGGCGCCACGGUGGCGAGAUGUCACUUACUUUUCCCGGUACACAGGAGGUCGUGGGUUUGAUCCCGACCCUGACGGCUGCUGCAUAUGUGGAGUCUGCAUGUCUCUCCCGUGGUCACAGGUGUGAGCCACUAACCUCCUGUGACCAGGCCGAGACCCAUCGACUCGCCGCACAUGAGAGCGGUUUCAGGUCAGAGUUGAAGGCCACGCUCGGCUACUUUAGAAUAACCCUUUCUUAAGCCGUGCGCUCGGGGGGACAAGUGCACGGACGUUAACCUCCCCCUUGGCUAAUAAACUAAUAAUUCUAGAUUUGAAGCUUUCGUGACUGCAAGGAUUCAUAUUCUUAGGUUUUUUCGGUAAAGUCACGUAGGUAAAAAAUUUAUAAAAG